Messenger RNA from Castor canadensis (American beaver), 1320 nucleotides. The record is from RefSeq and is a predicted model, not a curated record. NCBI's taxonomy places the organism in Eukaryota, Metazoa, Chordata, Mammalia, Rodentia, Castoridae.
UCUAAUGUUUGCAGAAUGAAGAGGAAUAAUUUCUCUGUUGUGAAUAAAAUUGCCCAGUGUCCACCAGUGGUGAAACAACCCAAACAUGACUUCUGCUCUUCUCUCAACCAGACUCCCAUGUACACUGUUCUCAUAGACUGGGGAAGUUUGCCUUACCAUGUGGUAUUACGAAUUUUUCAGUAUCUCCCUUUAGUAGAUCGAGCCCGAGCAUCUUCUGUGUGUAGGAGAUGGAAUGAAGUAUUUCACAUUCCUGAUCUUUGGAGAAAGUUUGAAUUUGAACUGAACCAGUCAGCGACUUCAUACUUCAAGUCCACGCAUCCUGAUCUCAUCCAGCAGAUCAUUAAAAAGCAUGCUGCCCAUCUCCAGUAUGUCAGCUUUAAGGUUGAUAGUAGUACUGAAUCAGCAGAAGCUGCCUGUGAUAUACUUUCUCAGCUGGUAAAUUGUUCUCUCCAGACCUUGGGACUGAUUUCAACAGCCAAACCAAGCUUUAUGAAUGUGUCAAAGUCUCAUUUUGUGUCAGCACUUACAGUUGUGUUUGUCAACUCAAAAUCAUUGUCAUCAAUCAAAAUUGAAGACACACCAGUGGAUGACCCUUCAUUGAAGAUUCUUGUGGCCAAUAAUAGUGAUACUCUAAGACUCCUAAAAAUGAGUAGCUGUCCUCAUGUUUCAUCUGAUGGAAUCCUUUGUGUGGCUGACCACUGUCAAGGCCUUAGAGAACUGGCAUUGAAUUAUUAUAUUUUAAGUGACGAACUUCUCCUGGCACUUUCAAGUGAGGCUCAUGUUAACCUUGAACAUCUUCGAAUUGAUGUUGUAAGUGAAAAUCCUGGACAGACUGAGUUUCGUUCUAUUAAAAAACACAGUUGGGACGCACUUAUUAAACACUCCCCUGGAGUUAAUGUCGUUAUGUACUUCUUUUUAUAUGAAGACGAAUUUGAGACAUUUUUCAAAGAAGAAACCCCAGUUACUCACCUUUAUUUUGGUCGUUCAGUAAGCAAAGCAAUUCUAGGCCGCAUAGGUCUUAACUGCCCACGACUAAUUGAGUUGGUGGUAUGUGCAAAUGGUCUUCAGCCUCUUGAUAAUGAACUUAUUUGUAUUGCUGAACACUGUAAAGACUUAACAGCCUUGGGCCUCAGUGAGUGUGAAGUUAGCUAUAGUGCAUUCCUUGAAUUUGUGAGACUCUGUGGGAGAAGGCUAACCCAGUUGUCUAUCAUGGAGGAAGUUCUGGUCCCUGAUAACAGUUAUAGUCCAGAUGAAGUUCACACUGAAGUCUCUAAAUAUCUGGGAAGAGUAUGGUUCCCUGAUGUGAUGCCUGUCUGGUAA